Molecule: messenger RNA, 762 nt
Organism: Colletotrichum karsti
Lineage: Eukaryota; Fungi; Ascomycota; Sordariomycetes; Glomerellales; Glomerellaceae
Exons: 2
Coding region: 1-762 (253 amino acids)
Source: RefSeq, a predicted model, not a curated record
AUGUCUUUCGAGAAGCCCACCUUCGUUCUCGCGCCCGGUGCGUGGCACAAGGCCGCGCCCAGCUACGCUCCCGUCGAGCAGAUCCUGAGCUCCAAGGGCUACCCCGCCGUCGCCGUCGAGUACCCCUCCGUCGGCGCCGAGCCCCCUACCAAGGGCCUGAACGACGACGCCGCCGCCGUCAGGGCCGUUGUCGAGAAGCUCGCCGACGAGGGCAAGGAGGUCGUUCUGGUCGUCCACUCCUACGGCGGUCUGGUCGGCGCCAACGCCGUCGAGGGCCUGGGUUACAAGCAGCGCGCCAAGGAGGGCAAGAAGGGCGGUGUCAUCACCUUCGUCUACCUCAGCGCCUUCGUCGUCCCCGCCGGCAAGUCCAUCAAGGCCAUGCUCGGCGGCCAGUUCCUCCCAUGGAUGAACUUCCAGGGCCAAUACGUCCACGCCCUCACUCCCGAGGAGAUCUUCUACCACGACGUCGAGCCCGAGGCCUGCAAGAAGGCCAUCUCCCUCCUCGAGCACCAGUCCGCCGCCGUCUUCGACGACGAGGUCACCCACGAGCCCUGGCACGAGAUCGACUCCAUGUACUUCUUCUGCACGGAGGACAAGGCCAUCCCCCUCGCCAUCCAGGAGGGCAUGGCCGCCCAGCUCGGCCCCAACGGCUUCACCUACAGCUGCAAGGCCUCCCACUCCCCCUUCCUUUCCGUCCCCAACGAGGUUGCCGAGGGUCUGGAGCACGCCGCCAAGGUCGGCCAGGAGAGAGUCAGGGCAUAG